UUCAGCUCCACUGUAGAACUGGGUGACGUCACAGUCGCUGUUCUGAGCUCCUCUAUUAAAUCCUGAUGGAAUAAAAGUUCGGGUUUGGUGAAGCUGCUCUGUUUUCACCUCUUCACUCAUCAUGGCUGAGAAACAGAAGAGACGUGAGAACCAACGUGCUUCUUUAAUGCAGAGAUUCUUUUGUUGGCCGGUUUGUCUGACCCGUCCUCGGACGUCUUCUCAGGACGACCUGAAUGAGGACAGCAGACAGAAAUACGAUGUGGACAGAGAGAGCAGGGUCGUUAUGGAGGGAUUUCUGUUCAAGAGGGCCAGCAAUGUGUUUAAGACAUGGAACAGGCGCUGGUUUAUGAUUAAGGACAAUCAGCUCAUUUACAAGAGCAAGUCUAAGCGUGAGGCGACUGUGCUGAUAGAAGAUGUGAGAUUGUGUAGGAUUGAACACUCUGAGAACAUCAGACACAGCUUUCACUUCCAGCUGGUUUCACCCACUAAGGGGUGUUUUUUGAAAGCUGAUUCGGAGGAGAUUGGACAGGCUUGGAUGAAAGUAAUACAGAACAUCAUUACCAAGCCUGAUGAUGCUGACAGAUCAGACAGCUUGGAGACACUAGACAGGAAGUCGUCAUCAUCGUCUGCAGUUAGUUCAGAAUCAGAUCAGCACCAAAAAGCAUCUGAAGCUUCAGCCUCUGUAGCUGAGAUCAGCCUUGGUGAAGUGAUCUUUGAAUGUGCUGCUGAGUUGAAUGACUCUGAUGCCUCUGUUGAGAGCGGUGGUAAGUAUAGUACAUACAGCUUUUCAGGGGUUUGUUCUGUAGGUGCAGAAGAAGAAAUCCUGAGCGAUGAAGAAAGCCCAGAGGAUCCAACCACCAGCGUUCAUUUCUUCAACAAUCCUGAACCAUGA
Molecule: messenger RNA, 892 nt
Organism: Trichomycterus rosablanca
Lineage: Eukaryota; Metazoa; Chordata; Actinopteri; Siluriformes; Trichomycteridae
Product: arf-GAP with coiled-coil, ANK repeat and PH domain-containing protein 2-like
Exons: 6
Coding region: 122-892 (256 amino acids)
Molecular function (GO): GTPase activator activity
Source: RefSeq, a predicted model, not a curated record